Oncorhynchus nerka (sockeye salmon) is the source of this 2273-nucleotide messenger RNA. Its product is annotated as E3 ubiquitin-protein ligase Siah1-like. Gene Ontology annotation, biological process: proteasome-mediated ubiquitin-dependent protein catabolic process; multicellular organism development. Gene Ontology annotation, molecular function: ubiquitin conjugating enzyme binding; zinc ion binding; ubiquitin protein ligase activity. NCBI's taxonomy places the organism in Eukaryota, Metazoa, Chordata, Actinopteri, Salmoniformes, Salmonidae. The coding region runs from base 259 to 1119 and encodes 286 amino acids. The record is from RefSeq and is a predicted model, not a curated record. The transcript has 3 exons. Gene Ontology annotation, cellular component: cytoplasm.
CGCCGCUCUCGUAAGAAACUAUUUCAACAACUGUGCGCGGGCCCGAGACCGGUGAGUACUAGGACUACAGGCGUCUCGUCUCUCGAGGACAGCCGAAUGUGGAAAACACUAUAGCUAACGAGCGAAGGACGGUACAAUUGGAGCGGGAUCCCUUGUGGAUUACGUCGCGGUGGCUAGCUAUCUACAAUAUUAAAAGGAUAUUUACACCAAGAGGUCCCCACAUUUCAAGAGAAGAAGAAAGCCUUAUUUGGGAAUCUUAUGGACGAAGAAAUGAGUCGCCAGACCGCCACAGCGCUGCCAACAGGAACCUCCAAGUGCGCCCCCUCCCAGCGCAUCCCCACCCUGUCCGGCACUACAGCCUCUAACAGCGACCUGGCCAGCCUGUUUGAGUGCCCUGUCUGCUUCGACUAUGUGCUGCCCCCCAUCCUGCAGUGCCAGAGCGGCCACCUGGUCUGCAGCAACUGCCGUCCCAAGCUCACCUGCUGCCCCACCUGUCGGGGCCCGCUGGGCUCUAUCCGGAACCUGGCCAUGGAGAAGGUCGCCAACUCUGUGCUGUUCCCCUGCAAGUAUGCGUCGUCGGGCUGCGAGGUAACGCUGCCCCACACAGACAAGGCGGAGCACGAGGAGCUGUGUGAGUUCCGGCCGUACUCCUGCCCUUGCCCAGGGGCCUCCUGUAAGUGGCAGGGCUCGUUGGACGCGGUAAUGCCCCACCUCAUGCACCAGCACAAAUCCAUCACCACGCUGCAGGGCGAGGACAUUGUGUUCCUGGCUACAGACAUUAACCUGCCUGGAGCAGUGGACUGGGUUAUGAUGCAGUCCUGCUUUGGUUUCCACUUCAUGCUGGUCCUGGAGAAGCAGGAGAAAUACGACGGCCACCAGCAGUUCUUUGCCAUUGUGCAGCUAAUCGGCACGCGGAAGCAGGCAGAGAACUUUGCCUACCGCCUGGAGCUCAACGGGCACCGGCGACGGCUCACCUGGGAGGCCACGCCCCGUUCCAUCCACGAGGGCAUUGCCACGGCCAUUAUGAACAGCGACUGCCUGGUGUUUGACACCUCCAUCGCGCAGCUGUUCGCUGAGAACGGGAACCUGGGCAUCAAUGUCACCAUAUCCAUGUGCUGAGGACUGUCAGGUGGACAGCCACUAACACACACACGCAUACAGACACACAUAUACACACUCCACACUACAGGAAACCUGGGUUUGGAGAGCAGCAGGGUGUAAGUGUUGUCCCAAGGAACCUGUUGCCAUUGUAAAUUGUGGUUUAGAACUUUCACAGAUUGGUAAGAGCUUGAUGCAAACAAUGGAACUCUAUCCCUGGGAUUACAUUUUAGGCUUCAAUACAAUAUUCAUUCAAUAAUUAAAGGUAAGUUUUUCUGAGGAUAAUCCACCAAUGCCCUUCAACCCAGAGCACACCUAUGGAGUGAACACUUCAACAGGUGGGGGCUCAGUUUUGUGGUCCAUCUUUGCAGAGGGAAGCUGGCAGAAGUGUUACAGAUAGUGAGAGACUGAGUGGGUGGACUCAAUUUGAGGGAGGGUGGGGCAUCAAAAACAAUGGCAAAUGUUUUUAUUUUUUAUAUAUUGCAUUUCAGUUGAGUCGAAGUGAAAUGAACUAUUAAUGUUUUUGAUUUUUAAUUAUGUUGUCCUUUUUUCCCCUCCUUGGAUGAGAAGGUCCUAGUACUGUGUGCUCGGACAUUGGCUGAAAAGCUAGUUUGGUCUCUCUGGAGUCCAACGGUUUCAGCCUAAACCACUGAAUAUUUGACCAGGGGUGUAUUCGUUACUCCAAUUCUGUUGCAAAACGUUUUGUCUGUUGUAAAGCGUUUUACAACUAAAACAAGAGUUUCUAUUGGACAAAUUCAGGUAGGUCCCUCAGUUUCGUUCUGUUUGGUUCUUAAACGGUAAAUGUUUUUCCGUUGCAAGAUGUAAUGAAUACACCCCAGGAAUGAGGACAGUUUCUACAGUUAUAAUAUCGUUAUUAUUAAAUGGAGAUUGUUAUCAUUUUUGUAAUGACUUUUAAUGAAUGAAAAAGGCUGUACCCUUGUGGCUAAUCUUUCAGUGUUUGUAGAUCAAUUGUGUCGUUCUUUCGAAAACUUCAAUGUAUUUUAUUUUGUAAGUUAGUUUUCGCUCGUCGUUUGUCCGUCUGUCUAAAUUCUGUUUGUGAGUGGGCGUAGCAAUGCCAAACAUCUCUGUGGAUACAUAGUACUGUUGCUGGUCCCCAUCUCUUAAUUGUCUUUUGUUUUAUUUUGUCAUUAAAUAAAUCUCUCUUUCAUACCUUG